AUGGCUCCAAAAUCCAAUACCCAAAACUCUACUCCAACAAAUCCCUUUCUCACCACACUCCUCACAACCCUAAUGCUCAUCCUCUCACAAACCCCUACCCAUCGAGCGGCAGACCCGGACCCAUUGCAGGACUUCUGCGUAGCCUCCUCGACAACCGCGCCAUUCCAGAUCAACGGCUUCCCGUGCAAGAACCGCUCAGAAGUCACCUCGGACGAUUUUUUCUUCCACGGAUUCACCCACGGAGGCAACACGAGCAACCCCUUCGGAAGCAACAUAACCUCGGGCAACGUGCUUUCUUUCCCGGGUCUCAACACGCUCGGGAUAUCCAUGAACCGGGUCGAUCUACGGGUCGGGGGGAUCAACCCGCCCCACGUGCACCCUCGGGCCACGGAGACGGGCGUUGUCAUCAAGGGGAAGGUGCUCGUUGGGUUUCUUUCGUCCGACAACAAGUUGUACAUGAAGAACUUAAGCGAGUGGGAUAUGUUUGUGGCCCCGAGGGGUAUGGUGCAUUUUCAGAUGAACGUCGGGAAGAGUAAGGCGACACUCGUCACGGCUUUCAACAGCCAGCUGCCCGGGGCCGUGGUGGUGUCGACGAACCUGUUCGGUUCGGAGCCGGCCGUGCCGGAUAUGGUAUUGGAGAAGGGUUUUAGGGUUGGGAGGAAAGUGGUUGAUGAGAUUAAGUCUAAGUUUUGA
Messenger RNA from Striga hermonthica, 693 nucleotides. NCBI's taxonomy places the organism in Eukaryota, Viridiplantae, Streptophyta, Magnoliopsida, Lamiales, Orobanchaceae. The record is from the annotation of a GenBank genome assembly.